Messenger RNA from Clonostachys solani, 888 nucleotides. Lineage: Eukaryota; Fungi; Ascomycota; Sordariomycetes; Hypocreales; Bionectriaceae. The record is from the annotation of a GenBank genome assembly.
CUGCACCAAGCUUAUAGCAACCAGGGCGCUCGCCCCAUCCUCAAUCUGCUUCGUGAAGAAGGAGUCGCCGCCGAAAGCGCGGAUCGACUUCCUGCGAUCCCUCUCCGCGACCGUCAGCCUCGCCCCAGCCUGCUUGUUCGCCUCCAUCUCCUCCAGGUACUUGGCCCGGACGGCGUACUUCUCGCCGCGCUCCUUGCGGAUGUGCCUGGACCCCAUCCGCUGCAGCACGAACCGCACCAUGGCCCGCAGCGCGACGAAGAUGUGCUCGCUGAUGAAUAUGGUGAUGGGGAGCGCCCACCACGCGCCCCCCGCAAUGCUGUUGGCGCCGAACAGGUGAACGAUGGCCCCCGUCGUGAUGCUGCCCGCCCAGGUCAGGAAGUCGAGCGAGCUGAUCCACGGGCCGAUGCCGUCGCUGCGCACGGGUGCGGGUCGCUGCUGCUCAGUGACGAUCUUGAGGAAGUCGGUGCGCAGCUCGAUGACGUUGUUGAUGAGGAAUCCGAUCGAGAUGAGGGGCCAGACGGGAGAGAAGAGGGCCAGGUAUCCAAAUUGGAUCACAACCUCGGCGAUGUCGUCCUGGACGUUGAACUCGGCUUCAAGAGGGUCGUCCUUCUCCGCCGCGGCAAUCAUGGCGUUGCCACUGUAGUGAGCAGCACGGUAGUCGCGGUACCAACCCUGGAACUUUCGCUUCGCGACAGGGAUGAUGUUUUCCUCGAAGAAGGAGGACACUUGGCCCGUCAAAGCCAGUGCGAUGACCUCGUCGCGCAGUCUGCCCGAAUCGACGUUGAAGGACUGAUGCUCGUCAAAGAAGACCCUGGGCCCCAAGGGCCCCAAGAGAGCCCUAGUCUUGAGGCUGAGCCAGGGGAUGAUCCUCUCUCCAAAGGGGACAUA